CGACUGGCGUGCACCCUGCAGGGCUACAUGCAAAUGUCGGAGCUGAGCAGCGUCUACACCAUCCUCAAGACCAUCAGCGAGGGCACGCCGGCCGAGGCCGCCGGCUUCUACCCCGCUGGAGAGAGCGCAAAUUACUUGAGCCCGCGGCCGGCCGGCGAAACGUACUCUGUACCGCCGCCGCCCGCCCCAGUGCCGGCCCCCGGCGCGCUGCCCCCGCAGGCGCCGCCCCCGCCGCCGGCCGACCCCUACGUGGACAUGAUCAGCCUGCGGGGCCACAGCGGCGAGGUCCCGUCCCAACGCGGCGGCCCGCCCGACGUGUCCUGCUCGCCUACAUUGGGGUCCUCUUUGAGCUGCGCAGACGACGUCGGCUCGCUGUACCAGAACAUGCCGGCGCCGCCGGGCCGCUCCCAGUCCGGGUCGCCGCCGGGCUCCCCGCGCCCCGCGCCCGAGGCCCGGCGCCACAGCGCCCCGGAGGACGCCGUCCUGCAGGCCCUGGCGGAGGCGCCACAGCCGGCCCCGGACACCAUCCCGGAGUACGGCCCGGAGGACACGAGCGCCGUCUACCAGGACAUCGACGAGACGGACGGCCCGACCCCGCCGGCGGCGUCCGCGGCACCACCACCACGACGACGGGACUCCGACCCGGCGCUGGCGAGCCUCGGCGACGAGGACGAGGACAUCCUGGGCAUCAUCCACGACCUGAAGAGCAGCUCGUUCAGCCUGGGCGCCCUCGGGGAGGUGGAGCACCUCGUCGAGACGUGGAGGGGCAGGAACGCGACUCACCAGAGCCUCCGCGACAAGCAGGAAGCCUAA
Molecule: messenger RNA, 813 nt
Organism: Frankliniella occidentalis (western flower thrips)
Lineage: Eukaryota; Metazoa; Arthropoda; Insecta; Thysanoptera; Thripidae
Exons: 4
Coding region: 28-813 (261 amino acids)
Source: RefSeq, a predicted model, not a curated record